GCUUGGGCAGCCGGGGGCCUUCUGUGCCGGCGCAGAGGAAUAACGUCAUCGGCAGCUGGCGCGGGAAAGCUUCAAAGUUGAAAGGGUCCGGCGGCUACUUGGUCCCUCCGUGAGGUAGUAUGAGAGAGUGAAUAGUUGCAAUGUAGACCUUUGAUGAAGCAAAGCCAUCCAAAGCAAUGACUUGUCAAGAGUUUACUGUCUUAUACACUCAUCAGAAGACCAAGAAAUCAAAAGUAUGGCAAGAUGGGGUUUUGAAGACCAGCACUGGAGGAAGUAAGGCAACCUUAUUUGAUGACAAAGGACAAUGUUUGGAGAGCAUAUUUGUCAAAACUCAGGUGAAACCUGGAGAUGAUUUAGAAGGUGAUCGGUAUUUGAUCACAGUUGAAGCAGAAAAAGCUACUGAAAACAAUUGUACCCAUCCACCAAAGAAAAUAGAAGCUUCUACAUCAAACAGAAAUGGUGUGAAACUGUCUAGUCUACCUCUGCUACACCGACCUGUUGGCUUGAAACGGAAGUUUACAGGCUUCCAAGGGCCACGUCAAGUUGAAAAGAGAAUGGCAACAGUGGAAGAGAGUGCAUCACCAGCAAUCUCUUCAUCUAAGUGGUGCCAGUCUCCUUUUCCUUCUAAGUGUUAUGCUACCUCUCCUUUAUUUUCUGCUAUUUGCAAGAAAGAAUCAGGAAGCAGUUUGCCUGAAAACUCUAACAGUGUUGUUUGCACAAGUAGUGCUAGAGAAGACAUGUUCAUCUCCUCUCUGGUUUCCUCUCCAUAUACUAACAGUCACAAAGAAGAUGUACAGAAUAGAAACCAUUGUAACCCCAUUGCAGGUUCUGUACUUAUGAAGCAAGAAUCUUCAAUUACUGGAUGUCCAAAAGCAGCCUGUGAGACAGUUGGUGUGGAAGUCUCUCAGAACAUCAGGAGCAAAGCGCAAAUAAUAGCACUUCUGAAAUCCAAGCCAACACAACAAUGCAGGGAGCAAAAAGCUGAAGACGUACAGGAUAUUUCUAGAUGUCAGCCUUCUGAAAGCAGAGGUAUUUUAUUUAAACAAAACAGUACAUUUGUACCUGAAGGUGUAGACAACACUGACAUAGGAAACACUAAAGACACACAGCACCAAUAUCCUAUAGAAAUCACUGAGACUAAUACAAGCCGAUGGGAUGUUUAUAUGCUGCCAAGUUCAGGUGGCCAAUCUUAUGAUGGAGUAGUAAUGGAGAAGAAAUAUGACCAGAAGACAAAUGAUGCAAGUCUGACUUUACAAGCCCCUUGCCACCCAAAGGCUUUGCAGUUCUUUACAACCUCUGUACGUCCAGCUGGACAAGAGUUAAAGUACAGUUACAUGGAACUAAUGGAUGAUGCAGAGCAUGAUAAUGGGAAAUGUAAACAAACUUCUGAAGCAUCUACAGUCUGUAGAAGUGAUGGAGCAGCUAAGCUAUUGGCCAUUAAUGGAUGUAUUGUCAAAGACCAACCAAGCAGUACUGUAUUAUCUGAAUCCAACAUAAAUAAAAAGAACAACCUUCAGUUUGCCUCAUCUUCAGAGGCUGUUUAUUAUGCAAGGAAUGCAGAUGACUUUGUUACCUUUGAAACAAAUAUUCCCAAAUCCAGUCAGACCUCUGAGACUGACAGUGUUAAAGAGCCACAGGGCUUUCUUGCUCAGCCACAAAUUAAAUCUCAAUCAAGAGUAAAUUUAGAAAGUGUAGCUGGUGACUCUGGGGUACCUGUGGGUGUAACAUGGGCUGGUCCUAAAGCUGUACAUAAGGACUUGCCUGAAUAUGGCAAGGUUAGUGAUCUGCCUGAACAGUUUUUGGAGGUUAACUUCAAUCUGUUAGAAACUUUUGAUUUCAGUAACACUGAAGAUAAACAGCUAUGUGAAGGAAAUGUGCUUUCACAAUGUUCACCUUGUUCAACAGAGGGAGCUGUGACACAAAAGGAGAUGAGAGUUCAUGGGCAGUGUGAAGUAAUGACACUCAGUAAUCAGGAAAAAGAUGUCAAACAAUUGACAUCUCUGGGAGGGAUAGAUGAAAACUUUACCCUAGAGUGUCUGCCAUUACAGGCUUGUGUUAAGACGUCUGAAGGUUGUGACCGAAUUGAGAAAGAUGCUGCAGCUCCCUCUCAGAUUGAAGUGAGGUGUUCAGAUGCUGAUACUGUUGUAGAAGACGCAAAUAAAAGCACGUUAAAUAUUGAAACCGCAAUCAGCAAGAACCUUGAUUUCUACCCAUCAUGUACCAAUAAUGACAUGUCAUUAGUGAAUAACAAGCAUACUGAUCGAGUGCAAAGUGGAGUGAAUAAUUACGAAUGUGAUGAUAAUACCAACAAAUUAGAGAAAAAUAAAACUGUUUCAUAUAUUCCUUCUGCUUUAAAGACUUCUGCUAUUGACAAAAAUUGUAAAAAAGAUACUAUAGAGCUUGGAAGCACAAAUUCCCAGGGUAGUUACUUAGAAUAUUUCAGUGAUUCUCCUGGUGGUGAUAUUAAUUCAGAAAGCCCCUCGGUAACCUUCCCUCUAAUGGCUGGCUGUUCUGAUGGUUCGUGCCAUGAUGCAGGGAAAUACCAUGCUGCAUUUACUACUCAGAUUUUCAAACGUGAUACUUUAGCAAAAAUCCAGCAGUCUUCAGAGGAAGGGGUGAUGGAUGAAACUGAAUUUGAAAAUGUGUCAACCAUCAUGAAUUCCAUCCAGGAACCAAGGGAAGAUGAAAGAAUGAGAACUGACUGCAUGAAAUACUUGGCUUGUGAUGAAAAUUCCUCUGGUCUUCCUGAUCUACCAAAUUACAUCAGCCUUCUAAGGUCUUUGACUGAACAUAGCACAGCAUUAGGAAGCUUACAAAGUAUGGAGGAAUGUAAUAGCUUGGUGUAUCAAAGAGAGACUUCUAAAUAUAAAUGUGAGCCCACUGGAAAAUUUGAAGGUAGGAAACAGUUUGCAGAAGUGUCUUGUUCAGGAGAUAUGCAAACACCUUGUUUGUACUUUGACUCUUCUAACCUGAGGCCUUCUUCUGUAGAGGCACCUGUGCUAGAAGCGCCCAUUCUACCUGUGAUCCAAGGCCAGGGAAACCUUCGGACCUUUGACUACCAACCAAAGUCCCCAGGCGCAGUGAAUUUUCCAGAAGAUGAUCUAAACUUUAUUACAGAAGAGAACAUUCAAAAGUCUGACUUUAUUGAAGAGCCAGAUGCCAGUAAAUCUCCAGUGAUAUUGGAUAUGACUUCUAAAGUUCCAAAAUGGAUGGAAUCUUCUUCAGAUUUUAAUCUGGAACUGACCCAAUGGACUACAAGGAAACAUAACAAGGUGCUGUCACAACAGUUCUCUUCAUUAAAUCCAGAUUCUAUUUCCUUAACUUUAAAUAACGAAGAAAAUAUGAUAGAUAUCCCUAAACAGGAGUCCCUGACAUGUGGAGCUUUACUAAGUGAUACAGAACAUUCGGAAUUCUUUUCCAGAAUAGAGCAGUCCAGCUGUCCAGGAGAUGGCAACCUGUCAAGACCCUCCUCCACACUGAGAACAAGAAUUCCACUUGUCACUGUUUCUGCCACUGGGAAGAUUCCUGAUUCAGAAGUUUAUUCAGGUGUGACUGGCUGUGAGGAAGUCCAGCAAGCUUUUGGUUCUCCAGCAGUCAACGUGUAUGAGAAAUCAGCAGUGUUUCACGUCAGUGCUUUUGGGCCUGAGGACAGGAAGUAUGAAACCUUUGUGUCUGGCGAGUGUAUGGAAGGAAGACGAGAGGCAUUUAUGCAACCAGUGUUCCCUAAUGUGGCUUCACAAAAUGGACAAAGCAAGUGGCUAAAAUAUCAAAACACAGCUCAAUGUGAUUUGAUAACUCAAAACAGAGGUGAUGUGAAAGUGACUGAUGACUUCUGUGCUGAGAAUGUCAUUGGAAUGCCACCGACUGACACUGGAGAGAGUCAGAGUGAUGCCUUGAAUAAAAGUUCUUCAGACUCUGUGCAUUUGCAGAUGAUAAAAAGCUUACUGAGUAAACACCAUGGAAAUUUUAGUAGCCAAGAUUCUGUUUCAGAGGGGAAGAAACUUUCUCUGCACUUAAACCACAUUCCAGUUCCUGAAGCAACACAAAAGGUGUUAGGUCAGUUGAACUGCCACACUGUAACAGGAGACACCCAGGACAUAUCAAUCUCUGAGCUUUCUUUUCCCACAGGGAGGAAAGUAAAAUAUGCAAAUUUUCCUCAAAGGAAAAUAUAUAUACCCACUGUGUUUCAGUCUCAUGCUCAUUACAAACAGAUCUUUACAGCUGCUUUGACAGAACACUUAAACAUACUGCUUUUUGAGCUGUCAGAAAGGCUACAUAAGGCUCUUUUGAAAGUGGACAUAUCAUUUUACACUUCGGUGGAAGAUGGCCAAGGGGAAAGUGAAGAAAACUGUGUUCCUCUCUGCAAUCACAAGCAACCUGCAAAGCUUGUUAUGGUUAAAAAAGAAGGUAAAAAUAAGGGUCGUCUUUUUUAUACCUGUGAUGCCCCAAAAGCUGACCAGUGUAAAUUUUUCAAGUGGGUAGAAGAAGUUAACCCAGGACAAAAAAAUUCCAGACCCAAUGUAGUGUUUCAUGAUAUAAAAAGUAUUGGAGCUUACCUCAGAAGUCAGAGGAUUUUCCUCUAUGAGGAAUGCCAGCUUUUGGUGAGAAAAGCCUUUGAUGUUCAAAGAAAACAGUUUAGUAAGCUAAAGAAAUUUAUGAUUUUACAUGCUAGAGUUGAUGGUGAUUCUAAAAACAAAAUAUAUCUUAAACUGAGAAGAAAGGAGCACUCUUCCAUGUACAGCAAAGAUGAUCUUUGGGUUGUUUCAAAGACACUCAACUUUGAACCACUGGAAACUUUCAUUGCAUGCAGUGCUUUCUUUGGACCAUCAGCUAACAAUGAAGUUGAAUUAUUGCCUCUGAAAGGCUUCUGUCCCUCAAACUGGCACUCCAACAUGAUUGUUCAUGCUUUGCUGGUUUGUAAUGCUAGCACUGAGCUCACCUGUUUGAGAAAUAUGCAGGAAUACUUCAAUCCAAAUAGUUUACCAAUACUACAGUGUUUACUAAAAAUGCCAUUCAAUACCGAACAUGCAAAUAAUAGAGUCAACAAAAGAAAAUUUAUUCCACCAGCCUUGAAUACAAAAUGCUCAAUGGUUUGGGGGUUACUCAGUCCAGAAGUAACGCUGGCACUGGCUGAAAAGAUGAUCCAGGAAUUCCAGCUCAACAUGGAUCAAGCUAGAGCACUGAUUCAAAUAGCUCAGAUGAUGUCUUCACAUGAAAGCAGUGCAGAAAAGGAAGAACAGCAGGUCCACCCCAUCACAAUCAUACAUGGUGUUUUUGGAGCUGGAAAGAGCUAUUUGUUGUCAGUUGUGGUCUUGUUCCUGGUACAACUCUUUGAAAGCAGUGAAGUGAUUAAGGGCCCAAGGCCAACUCCAUGGAAGCUUUUGAUUGCUGCUUCCACUAAUGUUGCUGUUGACAGGGUACUUCUUGGACUACUCAAUCUUGGGUUUGAGGACUUUAUCCGAGUGGGAAGUAUUAGAAGAAUUGCCAGGCCAAUUCUUCCACACAGCUUACAUGCUGGCUCAGGAAGUGAAAAUGAACAAUUAAAGGAACUGCUUGCCUUGAUGAAAGAAGAUUUAACACCAAUAGAAAAGAUAUAUGUGAGGAAGAGUAUUGAGCAGCACAAGCUGGGAACAAAUAAAGCUAUACUGCAACAGGUAAGAGUGGUUGGAGCAACCUGUGCUGCCUGCCCAUUCCCUUGUAUGAAUAACCUUAAGUUUCCACUGGUGGUGUUGGAUGAAUGCAGUCAGAUGACAGAACCUACCUCUCUGCUCCCCAUUGCCAGGUUUCAGUGUGAAAAGUUGAUCCUAGUUGGAGACCCGAAGCAGCUACCACCAACUAUUCAAGGGUCUGAAAGUGCUCAUGAAAAUGGAUUGGAACAGACUCUUUUUGACCGGCUUUGCUUGAUGGGUCAUGAUGCUGUAGUUCUUAGGACACAGUAUCGCUGUCACCCCGCUAUUAGUGCUGUAGCCAGUGACCUGUUCUACAAAGGAAAUCUGUUGGAUGGCAUUUCAGAGAUGGACAGAAGUCCUCUAUUGGAUUGGCUUCCAACACUAUGUUUCUAUAACGUUAAUGGAGCAGAGCAGAUUGAAAGAGAUAACAGCUUUUAUAACAUGGCAGAAGCUUAUUUUUCAGCCAAGCUUAUCCAGUCUCUGAUUGCAAGUGGAAUAGAAGGGUCCAUGAUUGGUGUGAUUACACUAUAUAAAUCACAGAUGAAUAAGGUUCAUAAUUUACUUAGUGGUGUACACUCUGAUGCUCAUGAAAUUAGAGCUGUCCAAGUUUCUACUGUAGAUGCGUUCCAAGGAGCAGAAAAAGAGAUUAUUGUUUUGUCAUGUGUGAGGACAAGACAAGUUGGAUUCAUAGACUCAGAAAAGAGAAUGAAUGUUGCACUGACAAGGGCAAAAAGGCAUUUGUUGAUUAUUGGAAAUCUCGGCUGUUUGAGUAAGAACAAACUCUGGGGAAGAGUAAUUCAUCAUUGUGAAGGAACAGAGAAUGGACUACAGCAUGUAAGCCAGUAUGAACGGCAAUUAAACAACAUUCUUCAAUAUUAUUUGGAGAAAAAGAAAGAAGAAGAAAGAGAGAAGCAAAAAGAAAAAUUAAUCGAUUAGUCUCUUUCGCAAAAAGAGGAGGUAUAAAAAUUGUGUAUUUUUACAAAGUAUAUUUUAAAUGAGUUAUUUAUAUUUUACAAGGAAUAAUUGCUUGUUAUUGCUUUAUAUUUCUGUGCUAAUGCCUUUGUAUUUAGUUCAGAGAUUAUAUGAAUAAAAACAAAAACAAAAAAAUGUAUCUAGUAAAUUGCCUGAUAACUGCAGUCUCUUACAAUAAUGUGACUUGUAUUAUUUAUUUGUCAUAACACACUGGUUUAGAUAACAGACAUAACACAAAUGUUGCAGAGCUGUUUUGGGCAAUUACAAAUCAGUAAACCUGACAUUUGUACAUGGCAAUCAAUUGAAACCGAAAAGAAAAGAAAAAGACAAAUAAAAUGUAGAG
Molecule: messenger RNA, 6984 nt
Organism: Alligator sinensis (Chinese alligator)
Lineage: Eukaryota; Metazoa; Chordata; Crocodylia; Alligatoridae
Gene: ZGRF1
Product: zinc finger GRF-type containing 1
Exons: 28
Coding region: 177-6605 (2142 amino acids)
Biological process (GO): double-strand break repair
Cellular component (GO): site of double-strand break; nucleus
Molecular function (GO): zinc ion binding; helicase activity
Source: RefSeq, a predicted model, not a curated record